UUUCCAGCUAGGAUCCUGACAUCAUGACGACUCUUUGGAUUUUGUUUGGGCUCAUGAAUUUGGGCACAUUCCUGAAGACAGGAAACUGUGUUGAAGUACAUGAUCAAGUUCUGGCAAUCACCCCAAAAACUCAAGAACAAGUGGAAGUCUUGAAGAAUGUGUCCUCUGAGGAUGAGUCGGCCUUGUGGAAGCCUGAGUCACGUCACUACAUUAGAGAAGAAAGUGAAGUCCGCCUGUUUGUUCCUGCCACAAACUUAGAAGCUGUGAAGGAUCUGCUGCAGAGACAUAACAUAACACACGAGGUGUUAGUGGCAAACACCAGGGCGCUGAUUGAAAUGCAGAUGGACGACUCCACAGACGUACAACGAAGCUCAAAUUUCUAUGAGAGAUAUCACAAGCUGGAGGAGAUCUAUGACUGGAUUAACAGGACCGCCCAGGAUCACCCCGCCAUUAUAAAAACCAUUCUUAUUGGCUCCUCCAGUGAGAAUCGACCUCUCUAUGUCUUGAAGUUGUCUAUGAAUAACAGAGAGGAUAAAAAAGCCAUGUGGAUUGACUGUGGGAUCCACGCCAGAGAGUGGAUCUCUCCUGCUUUCUGCUUGUGGUUUGUACAGCAUUCUUUGACAUCUUACAAUGUCAGCCGAGACAUCACUGACAUCCUGGACAAUAUGGACGUCUACAUCCUUCCUGUGAUGAACCCUGAUGGUUACAGCUACACAUGGACCACAAACAGGAAUUGGAGGAGUAAUCGUUCCGUCCACAAUGGCAGCAGCUGCAUCGGUGUCGACCUAAACAGGAACUUUAAUUCUAGCUGGUGCAGUACCGGAGUAGUCUCUCAUGACCCCUGUGAUAACACCUACUGCGGUGCCUUCCCUGAGUCAGAACCAGAGUCCAAGGCUGUAGCUGACUUCCUGCGAAGCCACAAAGACACGGUCCAGCUCUACAUCAGCAUCCACGCUUUCUCUCAGAUGCUGCUCUUCCCGUACUCGUACAAGAAGGAACAUGCAGAAAACCACAAUGACCUGCUUGAGAUGGCCCAAGAAGCAGCCCAGAAAAUUAAGAACAUUUAUGAGAACAACUAUAAAUACGGUCAAGGAGCAACGACUAUAUAUUUGGCUCCUGGUGGUUCAGACGACUGGGCAUAUGACCUUGGCAUCAAAUACGCUUUCACCUUCGAGCUGCAGGACAAGGAACGCGGGCAUUACGGCUUCCUCCUGCCUCCAUCUCUCAUACCCACUGCAUGCAAUGAAGCUCUGACUGCUGUGACGACCGUCGCUCUGAAGGUUGUGGAGAAAACACAAGCUCUGAGAAGUCAUCCUGCAAGUCUCUAAGCAGCUACGUCUGCCUGACAAUUAAUUCCUGAUUAAUUUUUGUAUGAUGUUCUGUACUGUAAUUGUAGUAUCGCUCAAAGAAUAGAUGAAACUAGGUAAUAUUUGUUUUUUUGUUGAGUUUUCAUUGGAAUAAUUUUCUAGAUGAGUGUGAAGCAUCAGUUUAAAUGCUGAAAUAAAACAGAAGAAAGAAGAACAAGGUGAGGAAAUUGACUUAGAAUGUCCAUUGCAUUGUAUUGCACCAUCUAAACAAUGUUUUACAUUUUUGGAUUCCUUUACUUUACUCUUUCAAAAAUGGAUGCAGAUGAAAUAAUAGAAAAUGGGAAAUUAAGAUGCCAAAUAAAAUGACAUUUGAAUUAGUUGAA
This is a messenger RNA of Cheilinus undulatus (humphead wrasse), 1690 nucleotides long. Its product is annotated as carboxypeptidase B2-like. Gene Ontology annotation, molecular function: zinc ion binding; metallocarboxypeptidase activity. The transcript is spliced from 11 exons. The record is from RefSeq and is a predicted model, not a curated record. NCBI's taxonomy places the organism in Eukaryota, Metazoa, Chordata, Actinopteri, Labriformes, Labridae. Bases 24 to 1328 code for a protein of 434 amino acids. Gene Ontology annotation, biological process: proteolysis; fibrinolysis.